UGAUGUGGAUCUGUUGUUUUCAUUUCUUGCUGAAGGUUAUACAUCAAUUAUAUGUGCCCCUAUGCUCAGCGUGUGUGGAUUAUCAGGAACGUCAAGGGUUUGCAAGAUCAGAUCAAGUUAGUUCCAAUUGACCUCCAGAACAGGCCUGCUUGGUACAAGGAAAAAUUUUACUCGGAAAAUAAGGUGCCCUCCCUGGAACAUAACAACAAAGUGAUCGGAGAAAGUUUGGAUCUGAUUAAGUAUGUUGAUAGUAACUUUGAAGGGCCAUCUCUUCUGCCUGAUGAUCCGGAAAAGCAGAAGUUUGCUGAAGAAUUAAUAGCCUAUAGUGAUACAUUAGUCAAGGAAGUAUAUGGUUCGUUUAAAAAAGACGCACAGAUACUGGCCGGAGCACAAUUUGAUUACCUGGAAAAAGCUCUCGAAAAAUUUGAUGAUGGACCUUUCUUCCUUGGUCAAUUCAGUCAGGUUGACAUAGCAUAUGCUCCAUUCAUCGAAAGGUUCCAAAUUUUCUUGCAAGAGGUGUUUAACUAUGAUAUCACAUCUGCGAGGCCGAAACUAGCCAAAUGGAUUGAGGAAAUGAACAAGAUUGAUGGUUACAAGCAGACGAAAGUCUUGGAUCCCAAGAGACUGGUUGAAUACUACAAAAACCGUUUUAUGGCCUAGAAUUUCAAAACGGUUUGUCAACCAUUGGCGAAACUGCGAAUGAAGCACGCGCUGUAUAAUUAUGUCAUGGAGUUCUACAGAAUUGUUGAUUAGUUAUAGAUAAAUCAAUUGGUCAUGUCCUUUUUUUUAUAUGUAGAAAUGUGAAUUAUGCUUGGAGUUUGGUGUUUAUGCUACGGAUUUGGUCGCCUGUGUUUUAGCAGCUUCUUAUUGAAAUAUUCUUCUUAUGGGCUGAGUUUUGUAAUCCGGAUGGAUCGGGUUAAUGGGCCAGGUUUGUUUUUAGAUUAGGUUUGAUACAACCCGAGAAAAUUGCACCAUAAAAGCUAGCUAUUAGCAAGUCUAUCGUACUAGGAUUCAGGUCCCCUACUUUACAGUGCACGAUAACUUGAGUCUUAUAUUUAUGUGUUCCAAUAAAUCAGCGCCACAUGUUUGAAUAAAAAUUCUAACAUAUAUCAUGUCA
Messenger RNA from Nicotiana attenuata, 1117 nucleotides. RefSeq names its product glutathione S-transferase L3-like. Gene Ontology annotation, molecular function: glutathione transferase activity. The coding region runs from base 52 to 660 and encodes 202 amino acids. Lineage: Eukaryota; Viridiplantae; Streptophyta; Magnoliopsida; Solanales; Solanaceae. The record is from RefSeq and is a predicted model, not a curated record. The transcript has 8 exons.